Drosophila ficusphila is the source of this 14990-nucleotide messenger RNA. RefSeq names its product ankyrin-2. Gene Ontology annotation, molecular function: protein binding. The record is from RefSeq and is a predicted model, not a curated record. Gene Ontology annotation, biological process: signal transduction. Lineage: Eukaryota; Metazoa; Arthropoda; Insecta; Diptera; Drosophilidae.
CAUUAAAUCAGCAUCCGCAGCCAUCCAAAGUCGCAAUCAGCCAGUGGAGCGGGGCAUCUCUUAUCAGCCAGGCGCAUAAAACUGGGUCCGGUUAAAGCUCUUCCGACGGGACGACGAAUGUUUCGAGACGAACCCAUUGCCGAUUUGGAGCCGAAGCGGUUCGUGCGGUUGGAUGGCGGGUGGAGAGUCCUGUGGCACAUCUAAGGCACGGGCACAACUGGGAUAGCUCGUCCUAGUCAGUCAUUUGACAUUGCUCCUGCGAGAAGGUUGUCCGCGCUCCGUGCCCAAAUCCCUCGUCGCCCUCAUCGCGUCCGCAACAUUGCCAUAGUGUGUUUGUGUGUGAUUUUUGUGCUACCCCCUCCCACUUCUGGGAUACAUAUAAAAGUGCCAGCCCCCAACCAUCCCAGAAAGCCCCUCUCAAAGAGCUGUGAAAAAUUUAACAAGUGUUACCUAAGCCCAAAAAAAAAACCCCAAAAACCAACCGAAAUAAAAUAAGGGAGCAGUAGCUGAAGGUUGCGGCAGGAUGGCCCAGUUUGUGACCCACAUCCAGCCCACGCUGAUGGAGGCGUCCCAAGGUCAUGUGCCCCACCACCACGGACAUCAGGUGGGUGUGCAGCACUCGUCGCAUCUGCCCCACAGCGGUCACAACAUGCCGUCGCCGCCCACCCACAAUCACCACCACGGACAUGGACACCACUCCACUUCCGGUGGUGGUGGUGGUCAUCAUGGAGGAUCGGGCGGUGGCCACUCGCAUCCGUCGCAAAAGCAGGCACACCACAGCACCACCGGCCACGCCUCCAAGGAAAAACACCCCAGUCCGCCCUCGAGGAUUCACUCACCGCCCACGGAACACCAUCCAGAUCAUGUGGGGCACUACGAGUACUUUCAGCACCAGCACGAGCAGAUCUUCCACCACGAAGGAGCCAACGGCGGGGCCAACCACAAGCAGCCACCGCACCACCAUCCCAACAAGCACGAGCACUGCCCCACAGGACACCAGAGUGCGGGCGAUGGAAACACUUCCUUCCUGCGAGCCGCUCGCGCUGGAAACCUGGAGCGCGUGCUCGAGCAUUUGAAGAACAACAUUGACAUUAACACUAGCAAUGCGAACGGGUUAAAUGCCCUCCAUCUGGCCUCCAAGGAUGGCCACAUCCACGUCGUUUCGGAGCUUCUGCGUCGUGGGGCGAUUGUGGACAGUGCCACCAAAAAGGGCAACACCGCCCUCCACAUCGCCUCGCUGGCUGGACAGGAGGAGGUGGUGAAGCUGCUGCUGGAGCACAAUGCCUCCGUGAAUGUGCAGUCCCAGAAUGGCUUCACACCACUCUACAUGGCCGCCCAGGAGAACCACGAUGCGGUGGUCCGUCUCCUCCUGUCCAAUGGCGCCAACCAGAGUUUGGCCACCGAGGAUGGCUUCACUCCUUUGGCAGUGGCCAUGCAACAGGGGCACGACAAGGUGGUCGCUGUGCUUCUGGAGAGCGACACUCGGGGAAAGGUCAGGCUGCCAGCUCUGCACAUCGCCGCCAAAAAGGACGAUGUCAAGGCGGCAACCCUUCUUCUGGAUAAUGACCACAAUCCGGAUGUGACUUCCAAGUCGGGCUUCACCCCGCUGCACAUCGCCUCGCAUUAUGGCAACCAGAACAUCGCCAACUUGCUCAUCCAGAAGGGCGCCGACGUGAACUACUCGGCCAAGCACAACAUCAGUCCACUCCACGUGGCCGCCAAGUGGGGCAAGACCAACAUGGUGUCCCUGCUGCUGGAGAAGGGCGGUAACAUCGAGGCAAAGACCCGGGAUGGUCUCACUCCGCUCCACUGUGCCGCUCGAUCGGGUCACGAGCAGGUGGUGGACAUGCUCCUCGAGCGGGGAGCUCCCAUCUCGGCCAAGACCAAGAACGGCUUGGCCCCCCUUCAUAUGGCCGCCCAGGGUGAGCAUGUGGACGCCGCCCGCAUCCUCUUGUACCAUCGUGCUCCCGUCGACGAGGUCACCGUGGACUACCUGACCGCCCUCCAUGUGGCUGCCCACUGUGGUCACGUGCGGGUGGCCAAGCUGCUCCUGGAUCGGAACGCAGAUGCGAAUGCCAGGGCCCUGAACGGAUUCACUCCACUGCACAUUGCCUGCAAGAAGAACCGAUUGAAGGUGGUGGAACUGCUCCUGCGUCAUGGCGCCAGUAUCAGUGCCACCACCGAAAGUGGACUGACUCCACUCCAUGUGGCCGCCUUCAUGGGCUGCAUGAACAUCGUUAUAUAUCUGCUGCAGCACGAUGCCAGUCCCGAUGUGCCCACUGUGCGUGGAGAGACGCCACUCCAUCUGGCCGCCAGAGCCAACCAGACCGACAUCAUUCGCAUCCUGCUGCGCAAUGGCGCCCAGGUGGACGCCCGUGCCCGGGAGCAGCAGACUCCGCUGCACAUCGCCUCGCGACUGGGCAACGUGGACAUCGUGAUGCUGCUGCUGCAACAUGGCGCCCAGGUGGAUGCCACCACCAAGGACAUGUACACGGCUCUCCACAUUGCCGCCAAGGAGGGCCAGGACGAGGUGGCUGCUGUUCUAAUUGAAAAUGGUGCCGCCUUGGAUGCCGCCACCAAGAAGGGAUUCACACCGCUUCACUUGACGGCCAAGUACGGACACAUCAAGGUGGCCCAGUUGCUGCUCCAGAAGGAGGCUGAUGUGGAUGCCCAGGGCAAGAAUGGUGUCACUCCAUUGCAUGUGGCCUGUCACUAUAACAACCAGCAGGUGGCUUUGUUGCUCCUGGAAAAGGGAGCCAGUCCACAUGCCACGGCCAAAAACGGACACACCCCUCUUCAUAUUGCAGCCAGGAAGAAUCAGAUGGAUAUAGCCACUACCCUAUUGGAAUAUGGAGCAUUGGCCAAUGCCGAGAGCAAGGCCGGCUUCACCCCACUCCACUUGAGCAGUCAGGAGGGUCAUGCCGAGAUCUCCAAUCUGCUGAUCGAACACAAGGCCGCCGUCAAUCAUCCGGCCAAGAAUGGUUUGACACCCAUGCACUUGUGCGCCCAGGAGGAUAACGUGAAUGUGGCCGAGAUCCUGGAGAAGAAUGGCGCCAACAUCGACAUGGCCACCAAGGCGGGAUACACUCCACUGCAUGUGGCCUCGCACUUCGGCCAGGCGAACAUGGUGCGUUUCUUGCUGCAGAAUGGAGCCAAUGUGGAUGCGGCCACCUCGAUUGGAUACACACCGCUUCACCAGACCGCCCAGCAGGGCCAUUGCCACAUUGUGAACCUCCUGCUGGAGCACAAGGCCAAUGCCAAUGCCCAAACCGUCAAUGGACAAACCCCCUUGCACAUCGCCCGCAAAUUGGGCUACAUAAGUGUCCUGGAUUCGCUGAAGACCAUCACCAAGGAGGACGAGGCCGCAGCUGCGCCUGCCCAAACCGAGGAGAAGUACCGUGUGGUGGCCCCUGAGGCCAUGCACGAGUCCUUCAUGUCUGAUUCCGAGGAAGAGGGCGGCGAAGACAAUAUGCUAUCAGAUCAACCAUACCGCUAUUUGACCGUUGAUGAAAUGAAAUCCCUAGGCGACGACUCGCUCCCGAUCGAUGUGACCCGUGAUGAGCGCAUGGACUCCAACCGGAUGACCCAGAGCACCGAGUACGCCUCUGGAGUGCCACCAACUAUCGGCGAGGAGGUAAUCAGUCCCCACAAAGCUCAGGUUUAUGGCAGUUCGCCUAAGGCCACUGUGGAUGGAGUGUACAUUGCCAAUGGAUCUGGCCAAGACGAGCCGCCGCAUGUGGGCCGCAAGCUGAGCUGGAAGAGCUUCCUGGUCUCCUUCCUGGUGGACGCUCGUGGAGGAGCGAUGCGAGGUUGUCGGCACAGUGGCGUCCGCAUGAUCAUCCCCUCGCGAUCCACUUGUCAGCCGACGCGGGUAACCUGUCGUUAUGUGAAGCCGCAGCGCACCAUGCAUCCCCCUCAGCUGAUGGAGGGUGAAGCCUUGGCCAGUCGUGUCUUGGAACUGGGUCCAUGCUCCACCAAGUUCAUUGGGCCAGUGGUCAUGGAAGUGCCGCAUUUCGCCUCGCUGCGCGGCAAAGAGCGCGAGAUCAUUAUCCUGCGCUCGGACAAUGGAGAAACUUGGCGGGAGCACACCAUCGAUAAUUCCGAGGAGAUUAUCCACGAUGUUUUGCAACAGUGCUUUGAGCCAGAGGAGAUAGCCCAACUGGAGGAGCAGGCUGGCAAUCAUGUCUGCCGCUUCGUCACCUACGACUUCCCUCAGUACUUCGCUGUCGUAUCGCGCAUACGCCAGGAGGUCCAUGCAAUUGGACCGGAGGGCGGCAUGGUUUCCAGCACCGUGGUGCCACAGGUGCAGGCCGUCUUCCCACAGGGAGCCCUCACCAAGAAGAUCAAAGUCGGCUUACAGGCCCAGCCGGUCGAUCCCGAUCUCACCGCCAAGCUUUUGGGCCGCGGCGUGGCCGUAUCGCCGAUUGUUACGGUCGAGCCGCGUCGCCGUAAAUUCCACAAGGCCAUCACCCUCAGCAUGCCGGCCCCGAAGGCUCACAGCCAGGGGAUGAUCAAUCAGUACUCGGGCAACACGCCCACCCUGCGACUCCUCUGCUCGAUCACAGGAGGACCAUCCCGUGCUCAAUGGGAGGAUGUUACCGGUUCUACGCCCCUUACUUUUGUCAACGAUUGCGUCUCCUUCACGACCACCGUUUCGGCACGUUUCUGGUUAAUGGAUUGUCGCAAUAUAUCGGAUGCCACCAAAAUGGCCACCGAGUUAUACAAGGAAGUUAUCCAUGUCCCCUUCAUCGCCAAGUUUGUGGUGUUCGCUAAGAAGAUCGAACCUUUCGAGGCCCGUCUGAGGGUCUUCUGCAUGACCGACGAUCGUGAGGAUAAAACUCUGGAGAAGCAUGAGCUCUACACGGAAGUGGCGAAGAGCCGUGAUGUUGAGGUACUCGAGGGCAAGCCCCAGUACAUCGAAAUGGCCGGCAACCUGGUUCCUGUGACCAAAUCCGGUGACCAGCUGCAGCUGCAGUUCAAGGCCUUCCGCGAGAAUCGUCUGCCAUUUACUGUGCGGGUCAAGGAUCAGCAUGCUGAUAUUGUGGGCCGCACCUUGUUCAUGAAAGAACCAAAGGUGGCCAAGGGUGAGCCUCCACAGCAGCCCAUCUGCAUCCUGAACAUUGUUCUUCCGGAGGCUGUCAUUCCGGACUCCACUACCGCCUUCUCAGACCGUGUCACCACCGCUUACAGGACCUCGAUGUUCAGCUUGAGCAAACACCAAAAUGAUCAUUACAUCGGCGACAUCCGCAUCGUUGAUCUGUCCAAUUUGUUGGGUAAAGAUUGGAUUCAGCUGGCCCCAGAGAUUGGCAUCAAUUCCGAGGAAAUCGACGAGAUUGUUAACCAAAAUACAGAUAGCAUUGCCAGACAGGCACAGAGCAUGAUUCGCUUGUAUAAGGAUAAGCCCAACUACGAUAUCCAAUCGCUAGAGACAGCUCUUAAAAACAUUGGACGGGACGACAUCAUGAAGAAGUGCAAGAGUGGACGACUUUCACAUUCGCGAGAGUUCGAUGAGACGGACAUUAUGAAAAACUCGGAGUCCGUGGAGGAAUUGGUUCGAAGAGAAAGCAAGCGAAUACAGCAAAUCAACGAACGUGAAGAAGUAAAAUACUCGGCCGAGGAGAAGGAAGUUGAAGAGUCAGAGUCCGAUGAGGAAGCUGCCAAGCGAACGGUGGCUGAACGCCGUGAGAAAAUUGUCAAGCGGUUGUCCAUGGAGCGGCCAAUUUCCGCCUCGACGCAAAAGAGAGAGAUCACCCGCGAAAUAACAGAAAUCAAACGGAAGAGUCUUAUCGAAGAUAAGAAGGCUCACCACGAGUCCGAGAUACUGAUGCAACUGCCAGCCGAUAAUGUAAUCAUCAAAACAACCACAGUACCAGACCAAGUCAUCAAGAUGAAAAUGGGCAAGAUGGACUCCACCGAAGUGAGCAAGACCGACUUCGACAAGGAGCUAACGCAUAAAUUCAAGACCUCCGGGCGCAGCUCAGAGGAAGAAGACCAGCCAUCAUCUCCAGACCAGACAGACAAGAUUGUACAGGACAUCAGUGCAGCUGAGAAGAAGGAGAAAGAUGGCGUGUCAUUCAGUCGGGUGACAACGAUCACCCGCCAAGAGGCUCGUGACAUCACCGAGGACUUUCUGGAGACCGAGAAACGUAGCCAAUUACCAGCUCAUUCUACCACCGCAACAGUUCAUGAGAAGUUUGUUGAGGAGGUUAAGGAAAAGACCAGCCCUCUGGCUUCAGUGCCGCAGGAAACCGUUAAAGAGGUCCAGCAAGUCAUCAGUGAGGUGACCGAAAUUGCCAGCAAAAAGGUUGAAAAUAUAAUUAGCUCUUUUGAGACCAGCAAGCCCGUCGAAGCUGCUGUAAUCCUGCCAACACAGGUGUCUACCGAAUCAACAAAGGUCAGCGAGACUAUUAAACACCUAGAGGAUGCCAAAUCAGUAACUCUGGAACAAGUGAAGAAUGUUCCAGUCGUAGAGAGCUCUAGCAUCGAAGAGACAAUCGCUGAAUUCGAAGCCAAGAAGGUUAAGUAUGACUUCCAUGGUGGCGAGCCCAAGACUCAAAUCCCUAAGUUCACCCGGAAGCCAAGUGAUGAUUCAAUGAAACCCACAGCAGCUCCACGAGCUACAGUUGAGUCCGAGAUUGAUUCAGUCGUUGAUAUUAAGUCCGAAAAGCCGAUAUCGAAGAUUCCAGUAAAGACAGUACCAGCCGAAGCUCAAAAGAUCGGUGAGGUGGAUGCACGAAAAAUUACUCAAGACUUUUUGCAGGGGGAGAAGCUAGCCGCCGAGCCCAAAGUAACACCAGCGGCCAGCAAGAUUCCAAAAGUGGAACCGAGAAAGUCUGUGGAUAAGCAGGUUGAUAGGGAGGCAAAGAUCCUGGAUGAUGUUGUGGCCUCGACGGCUACGAUUAUGACUGCAGGUCUGGGUAGUGAUCAGCUUAAGGAUAAGCCCGUGGAACAGAAAGAAAUUUCUGCCAAGGCUGAAACUGUAAACGAGAAGGUCUCCGAGCUUAUCGAAACAUUCCACAAGAUCGAAGAGAAGGUGGCCAAAUCGGAGAAGACUUCAGAGAUUUCCAGCAAAGUGGAAGAGCUAGUCAAGAUUGAGGAUAAGGAGGGUCAACCCAAAAAGGACAAGGUGGCGGAAAAGGUGGCCGAGGUCGUUGAAACAUUCCACAAGAUCGAGGAGCAGAUUACCACCUCCGAAACCCUCAAGCUAACCCACGAUUUUCUUAGCAUGGAGCAGCAGAGCCAGUUGCCCGGCUUGCCGCAAACUUCCGAAAAGCCCCUGGAAUCCAGUUUGACAUCCACAAGCGCAUCGGAACCGGAGUCAAUAGUGACAGUAAAACCCUCACCGCCAGCGAGUAAAAUUCCUGUGGUAGAGCCCAGAAAAAGCCUAAUUGAGGAAGCUCCAAAGCCUCUGAUCGAGACCGAGGUUGUUAAUACCACUGAGAAGAAACCCUUGAAUGAAAGACAACUUACUGCUGAUUUCUUGAGCAUGGAGCAACAAACCCAGCUGGUUUCCGAGCCUGCCAAGACUCUGGUCGAGGAGGUGGUGAAGACCGCUGAGCAUCUGGUGGAGCUACCCAAGCAGCAAAAACCCCUGAAUGAGCGUCAGCUUACAGAGGAUUUCCUGAUCAUGGAACAGCAGACACAACUGACCCCAAAAAUCAUCAGUAUUGAUUCCAAACCAGAAGAAAAGCUGAUCGAUGGCAUUGAGGCAGCCGCCCCAGUGGGAGAUGGUGCAUCGCCUUUCCAUACAACUAAGGUGGUCUCCAGUGUAGUUACCCAGGAGCCACAGCUGCUGGCAAGUGAAUAUGAUAGUGACACCUUUGCCAAGCAAGCCACUGUUCCACUAGGUGACAUUAUCAAAGAGGAGCGACUCACUGCUCCGAUUUCUGCCGAACCACGAAAGUCACUGACCGAUGCCGAGUUCUGCAAAGAGGUUGGCGAAACAAUCACCAAGAAGAUGAGCGUGGGCGUAAUUGAAAUAUCUGAUGAGCUCAAGAAAAUAGAGAGCGACAUUCCACACUCCCAAACUCCUCCACCAACACCGAGUGACGCCAAAACCGACAAGCAGAAUGAGGAACCGGAACUAAUUAGCUUAGAACGUGAUUAUCUGGGCGACACUGUGACCACUCUGCAUACGACCACAGAGUCGACCUUCGAACGCGUUUCUGCCAUUACCAAAAUUGAAACCCUCCAGGAAAAAAAAGUAGACCUACCCAGUCUAAGCACGGUGAAGAUCUCACAAGAAAUUGGUGAUGUUAAAGUUGGUGGUGGUGAUAAUGAUGGUGAUGGCGAAGAUCUUGUUGCACGCAUUCGCGAGGAAGCCAAUAUUCUGGUGGAUCGCGUGCUCGAAGAAAGUGUCGAGAUCAUUGAAAGUCAAGGCCAUCAGGCCAAUGCCCAUGAGAUUGCCAAGCUGGAUUACAACUCAGAAAGUGAGAAUUAUGCCAUUACAUGCGACGAUAUCGGCGGCGUCGAUGUUAUCAAAUCGCCCACCAUUGAAUCUAUGUCGGGCAAGUCGUUUGACGACAACAUGAGCUUCACCGACGAGCACAUACAUUUACCUUUGCAUGCCCAGAACACGACCACCACCAUGACAACGACAGUUACCACUCAGUUCCAACAGCAGCAGUCCCAGGUGCAGCUGCCCCAAGCCAAUUCCCAGGCUGCUGCCACAAGUACAUCGGCGGCAAAAGAACCUGUUCCUGUACUCGAAUCCGUAGCCGAACCCCCAAUAGUAGAGAGUAGUCGAGAUCGAGCCGAGGACCAGAGUGAGACACGAGCAAGGCGCAUCGAUCGGAAGAUCGAGAAACUAUCCACGGACAUGGACGAUGUGAGCGCCAAGUUCGAUGAGGUCUUUGAGAUGGCAGUGCCCGAGGACGAGAUCAGUGCCUUACAGGGCGACUUUUCCAAACUAAGCUGGGAUGACAGCGUGUCACCCACGACCAACACUAUGGCCGAUAUGGCUCAAAACCAAAUAACGCCCGAUAACGAUAUUCAAGAUUUCAUCGCAGAAACAGGCGGCGAUUUACCAAUCUCAAGUGAUAACGAUACCACUCCCGUACCACCGUCGGCAGUUGUGGCCAGCACAACUGCAAUAGAAUCAGAAACCAAAACCGAAACUGAGCCGACGGUAGAAACCAAUGCAUUCACUACCACCAGCCACGAUACACCCACACCAAAACCACGAGUACUCAAAGCAAGCUCCCCAGUCUCCGAAGGCACUGAAAGCACUACCAUUCCUGGCCCAAUGCCGAAACCAGAAAUACCUAUUGAUAUUAGUUUUGAUGCCGCAGCCCCGGUUCCAAAACCGCGUGCUCCCAUAAAGCACACAGAACCUUUCGAAAACCUGGCUGCCCUAGCUGAGCAGUCCGAUAGUAUUAGUCUGAGGAGCUUCGAAUUCACGGAGGACAUUUCAAAGACGGACGAGCCCUCCACAGAGCUCUCGAUCCGUUCACAACUUCGUGACAUUGUUACAACAACUACCACAGCUUCAGAGGACAUAACCGAGAGCCUGGAUCCAACGAGUGAGAUUUCUGUGGAUGAUGCCGACACGGAGAAAUCAGAGGGCGCGGAAAAAACCACUAGUUUUUACAUCGGUGAGUCCAGCCGCAAUGUUAUUAUCAAGACCUCAACAAGAUCGGCAAGCGUUACACCACAGGAGGAAGAAGCCCAGGGCGAAAUAGGCAUUGAUGCCAAGGAUAUUUCCUUAAUGAAAGAGGUAUCCGUCGACUCAGAAGAAGCCAACGAUGUCUUCAAGGAGUAUGUCACAAUGAAGCCCGACGACGCUGCCGCCUUGGACAGCAAGAUAACCAGACAAGGAUCAGAAACUAGAAAUGACAUACUUGAACUUGAAAAUGCCGACAAAGACAAAUCAGGCGAACCGAAGCUAUCCAAGGUUACCACUGAGGAGAGCUUGACCACAUCGACUGGAUCCAGUGGUCGUGCCCUGAUUGAAAUUGCACCAUCAAGCAGUGAAGAUCCCGAUGAAUCCAGCAAGGAAAUUCCGGAAAUUGUAAACACCAUCUCUGAAAAGACAGCUUCCACAGAUCGUUUUGAGUUGCCCUUGGAAAGUGAAUGGGAAACAUCGGAGAAGGAAAUCCCAACGACAGGAAAACCAAAAGUAGUUCACUCGCCACAGCAGGCACAAGAAUCCGACAUAAAAAGCACCAUGGAUAAAUCUUUUAUAGGCGAAACUCUGCCCGAGGAACAGGACUCCGGAAGCGCGAUCUCAAAGAACAAGGAAGAAUUCAUCGAGGAGUCCUCAUCAGACUUAAAAUUUAAUACCAUGCCUCAAGGAUUUGCUACCACUACUGAGAGCGAAGAUAUAUCAUCUUUUAUAGGCAUACCCGAUGCUAGCAUGCAAACUUCAACAUUGGAGAGCACACAGCCCCCAGAAGGUCUGUUCGAUACCACAAUCAGGGAGACCCUUAACAAGCAAGCAGCUAUGGCUCAUUAUGCCCAGGAUGUAUUCGGCAGAGGGGAAAGGCGAGAUGAUCAUGGUUCACUUGGUUUCAUUUCCACUGGAACAGCCGAAGAGUUAAGUUCCAUGGAAGACCAUAUGGCCAAGGAGGAGCAAGCAUCUCUGGGCUUUAUUUCCACUGAGACUGCCGAGGACUUCAGCUCUAUGGAAGAUUACUAUUCCGAAAAACUGGCGGUCGCCAGCGUGGUGGCAGAUGAAGGUGCUACCGACAAAUCAAUUACAACUAGCACCUUUGAGGAGCUUUCGUCAGAUCAAUCAAUGAAACCAAUCGAUGUUGUGGUACACAGGCUAAAGACCGAGACAUCGCCAGAUUCCAUAAACCGUUGGUCGAUUCCCGAUGUGGACACCUCAAGUUCUAGUGAGAGCUUUCAUAAAAGCUUCGACAGGACUCAGAGUCGACCCCUGUCCUCUGAUCUGGAUAAUCUUGUGACUGCCACAGGAACAGGAACCUCCAGUGAGUACCAAACCGCCAGGGAAUUCACCACCACUGGUCGCACUGAGGGAACCGAAUACAUAAGUGCCGUGAGUACGCUUGGCAGCAGUAGUUUAGACUCUCAGUCGGAGACAUCGGCCAAUUUGGCCAGCAUUGAUGUAUCCGAAUUAUCCGAGACAUUGGUAGCCUCUUCAGCUGAAGCGGAUGCCUUCGAAGCCGAUGAAAUUUCGCGGCUGCGUGAUCUCCAACCUGAUGAUGAGGACAGUGAUGAGAGCGUAGAACUGCCAGGAACUGCUUAUCCAACAAGCGAACAGCAAAGCCUCAUGAAGCGCUCUCAGGAAAUGAUUUUCAAGCCCAAGGCUGAGGAGGAAGAAAAACUUCCCGUCGAGUCUGUGCAAGUCGAGGAAUACCCUAAGCCCAAGGAGGCCGAGCGCACGUGGGGAUUGGCCUAUCCUCUAGACGAUAGCAAAGCGGACAGCCCGAGGGAGAGUGAAAAGAGUGAGGAUAUUCUUUUGUAUCACGGCGACCAACGUCGAUCAAUUGAUGAGUCCAAGUUGGCAUCCAGCUUGGACGAAGGCAGCAUACUCUCGGUGAGCAUGUCGAGCACAUCCAACAUUGAUACUGUUGUGGAGAACUUUGAUGACAUUAUUGGAUCAGCAGGAUCUUCUUCGCUAACUGGAAUAGAAGGUUUUCAGUACGGUCACGAUGAUACGCUUCCAUCUGCCUCAGUGCCAGAGGACGCUACCUUCGUGCUGGAAAUGGAAAGUAAGGAACACUCUCCACAGGAUUCCAAUGCCAGUACCCCACCAGGAGGAGAAUCAAAGCGUAGAGGUCACAAACGAAACGAGAGCAUUUCGGGGGAUGCGUUGAAAAACUUGGACAAGGAGGUGGCGCUCUUGGGCGAAGGAAAAGAAUCCGAGAGCGAAUCGGAUACGGAUCCCUACGAGUCGGAGUAUGCCCGCCAAUUCCGUUCCCCCAAAGAACGAAAGAGCAAAAAGAAGAAGCAGGCGGCAGCCGAAAUGGAUCACAGUGGAGAGCUAGAGAAACGUCCCUUUACCCCUUCCCAGUUAGUAGCUGAGGUGAUUGUAGAGGACAGUGCCACAGAGGAGCUAGAGGCAGAGGCAGCCAUGAUCGAAGAGCGUCGGCCUUCACAAAACAUGCAGGAUUACUCAAACAUACCCGACAUAAUGGUUACAGAAGACAUCAAGUCGCCAAUUCUGGAAGAGGAGACCGACGAGUUUCCCGAGAAAAUUCUAUACAAGGUGCGCACCGAGGAGGAAUUACACAAGGCGAGCGAUACCUCCGUUUACCAGAAGGCCAAGGACGAGGAGAAGGAGCAGGACUUUCAGCGACGUGUGCAAGAGCAAUACCGCCAGAAGCUCGAGGAACUGAAGCGGGCUGAAGUUGGAGCCGAAUACGAUGAUCGCAAAGCACCCGACUCGCCAGACUCCUUUGAAAUGGUCGAGCAACCCGAUAUCUCAGAUGAGUUUGUCAUCAUCGAAGAGGUGGCCAAAGAGGCCAACGAAGUGGACCUCGGCGGUCAGAGCAUCAAGAUAAAACCAACCAAGUACGAGCAGAAGCAUGACGAGGACGUUGAGAAGAUCAUCAUUAAGUCGGCGCCAGCGGAUCCCAAGCUCGGCUCACAGCUCUACAAGGACGAUCUGAACUUCGAGUUUGAGGAGAGCCCACCAACGGGCGCCAGUAGCAGUAGUGAGCAGCAGGAGGAGAGCGAUUCCAGCGAAACUGCGGCGGCCAACAAGCGGUGGGUGGAGAUGCAGCUGACCGACAACCAGUUGAGAUAUCCUUACGAUCUAACCGGAGCCGUGUUGGAGGACAUUAAAGAAGAAGACGGAGAGUUCGAGGUGGGCAGUAGUCGGAUCAGCAGCUUUAAGGACUCCUUUUCGAGCACGCCAGAGUACGAUGUGGCGGCACGUCGGUAUCAUUCUCGUGGCGAACACGAUGAUGUCUCAAUGAGUAGUCUGCAGGAGUUUGAAUCUUUGGAACAGGCCAUCUCCCUGGAAAACAGAAAUCGCACACACCAAGGCUCGACGGAUUCGAGCAACGGAAGCUUCACCCGACGUUAUGUUGUUCGUCACAGCGGGAGUGGAACUGCUCCUGGUGACGAUGUAUCCGUCUCCAGUUUAAAGGACUUUGAGGGUCUCGAGAACGCUUGCAUUGAGGCCCACUUGAUCGAGAUCAAGGCCAGGGAAGAAGCGGCUCUAUUAUCGCGCUCGGACGAAUCAAACAAAUCAAAUGGCAGCGACAAAGGAGCCACUGGCAAUGUUGUGGUGACCAAAGUCACGCGCACAGUAACCCGCACCGAAGUGGUGCCCUCAAACCAAGCGGAGAGCAUUGAAGCCCUGCUCAAACACAAGUUGGAGCGGGAAGAAGGAUCCGCAGUAGUCAAACUCACUGACGUGCCCACUACUGAAUUGGAACCCAAGUCAAAGAUCGACAGUCAAGACUCUGAGAAGGACAGCAUCGAUAGCAUGGAAAUCAGCAAGAGCCACGACAUGAUGACCAGCAGCAUAGAGAGCUUUGACAUUUCAAAAGACGCCACCACUCGAUCGGAUAUCGACUCCUUGGAGAUCGACAAACGGCAUUCGCGACAGGAGAGCAUAGAGUCUUUUGGCGACGAGCAACUGGACCUGAUGACAAAGUUCGUCAGCGGCGGAGGAGUGACACUGGGCGAUGGUCUGACAACCACGACGACAACGACAACCACCAGCACGGAUGCCGAUGGACACGAGCAUACGGUGACCAGAGUGAUAACAACCACAACGAGUGUGGGCGGUGGCAUACAGGAGCUGCCGAUGGAUGAGUCCGGAAUGUCGAAGGACGUCUCAGUUGACUCCCUGAAUCUCUGCAUUGAGCAGACGACCAGUUCGGCUGGAACUACGGCCACGUACCAAACUAGCGCUGGCAACUCCCAAAUGUCCGGGAGCGUUACGAGCUGUGCAUCGAGCACUUUAAUGGAGGAUUCGUUCCCUGGUGUGGGUGGCAUGACUUCGUCGCAAAUGUCGGCCAGUUUUUGGUCCCACGACGAGUCCACGGUGGUCGAGGAUGAAGGACACGAUCCCAAGAAGAAGCAGCAGCAAGGCCAGUAAACACUAAAUGGGAUUGAGAAUGAAGAAUGAAGUGGGAGAAGAAGUCACUCGUAAUCCUAUAUGAAAAUGGGGCUUGAACGGUGACAUAGAAUUUUCGGCUAGACAAGGCGCUCUUCUAGGCGUAUCACUAAUAAAGGAAACUCUGGAUGGGACGCGCAUCUUGACCGGCUCUGAACAUCACCGAUUUCAAAUCGAAUACCAAAAGGGGAUUUAUUAAUUAGCAAAUUUGAGAUUCUCCAUCUACACACAUUUUUAAUGAUAUUGAAGUGCAUAAACGAGUUUUUAAAGGCAAAAUAUAUAUUUUAUAUAUUUAUAAAAACUAUAAAAUCGCAAACAUGCAUACGAAAUAUGAAUAUGGCAAGCAUAAGCCGUUCAACGCAUUUUCUUAUUGGCUUUAAUGUUUAAAAAUUAUAAAAACUAAAACCGAAACCCAAACCUUUUGUGCUAGAGCGUUGUAAUGGAAUACACCUUUGCUUUUAAUUUGAUGUAGUUAUUAUAUAUGUACAUGUACGAAGGAUACUUAUUAUUAAAAGAAUCGCUUAUUAUUGUAGUUUAAUUUAAGCAAUUAUACAAACGCAUGUGGAAAAGGGGACGUAAUGAAAUAGUGGAAGCCUGGAAAGUGAAAUGCUUUUAAAGUCUCAUUUUUUUACAAGAACCAAGCAAAUUUUUUCGCUUGCAUAUUUUAACAAUAAAAUAUACAUAAAUAUACAAUCUGAAAAACAAUGCAUAGAUCAAAUUUAAAGAUAUACAGACAAGAUAUAAAAUAAUUCACAAAGAACUACCGCAACCAUCGUCAAAAAACCUACUUAUUGAAAGGAUUUAAACGUUUUAGCAUCACCACUGUAAUGGAAUAUAAACAAAAUAAUAUUUGUGUUAAAAACAUACAAGAAAUAUUAAAAAAAAAAUAACAUUAUUGUAUUGUAAACCCACACGCGUAUGAAUAACCAAAUAAAAUGCUUAAUAAAAAUUGUUA